AACCCCAUUCUAUAAAAGGCAGCUCUCAGCCCUUGUCCUAUGCAGUGAGUUUUAGUUUGGAUUUGAUUGCAAAUAGGAACGUACUUAUAACAUCAAGAUGGAUUUGAGGAUGUUUGCCGCUUGUUUGAUAAUGACUGUCUUUUUAAUCAAGCAUUCUGAUGCACAGUUCACGGCAUGGACUUUAACGAAUGGUGUAGCCACUUUGGGCUCCAAUUCAGGAAGUGGUACAGAUGCAAUUUCGACAGGUACAGUUGCCGAAAACACAGCUGUAGGUGGAACCUUGUUUACCCUGGAGCCGACGCCAAAUUCAGGCGGAGUUACUUUUGCAUACGGCACAGACGGAAACCCCAGUACCAUUGCUGAAGCCGCAAUCACCGGCGGGGCAGUUGUGCUUGCUAGCUCGUUUGACUUUGAAACAACCUCAUCAUACGUAUUCACGAUCAUUGCUACCGAAGGCGGUAACACAGGAACUGCGACCAUUACUUUGAGUGUCACGGAUGCCGUUGAACUCACAGAGACAGGAUUUUGUCUAUCCGCAAGUUCGUACGCAGCUGGUUCUAGCAUAGGCACCCUAAAGACAGACCAGAGUUCCGCCACAUUUGCUACACUCGCUGGCACGGACCAGACUUUGUUUUCAGUCGCUUCAACUGGAGAAAUAACCGUCGCGACAAGUCAGACUGUUGCCGUUGCGACAAAAACCUAUUACACCUUCACCAUUGUAGGAUCGACAACGACAACCGGGGUCGCCGACAGCGUAGCUACUGGCAUCCACGUAGUGAUGCAGUGUAGUAGUGGUAGUGGGGCCGGACAAGUUGUAGCUCUUAUAAGCAUGCUAGCUGUGUCCGUGGCAACUCACAUAUUCUUUUAAUUGAAGAAUUUUCGCAUUUGAAAAAAAGUGUUCUUAGUAAUAAACCGUUUUCACAUGACAAACUGCGUGAAAAAUAAGAUAAAUACAUACACGCUUAAGUAGUUAACAUGCUUAUUCAAAAAAGGUAAAAUAAUUAUAUUGUAUAAAUUGGACAAUUUCAACUAUCCAAUACUUUUGAGAUGUUUUACAUAUCCAGCCGCAUUGUUUGUGAUACAUGACUGGGUUGUCAUGGACACCGAUGUUGGUUAGUUUUACUUUUGUGUGACUAUAUCCAUUAUCUGGAAUGAAUAUGCCAUGUAAAUGAUAUAUAUAUAUAUGAUAUUACUAUUAUAUAAAACAAAUAUCUGAACGCAAUCUUUGUUCAAGUAAAGUUCAAACUGUGUUAAAUUCGAUAUGAGGUUUGCCAACAUAAUAACUGUUUCGAUGCAACAAUUUGAAAUGGCAUGGCACAGAGUCUUUUAACAACACUCAAGUACAUCAUGUAGUUGUUUAGUAGUUAUUUUAAUAUUAUUGUAUAAUUGAAAAGCAAAUUUAACCGUUUAUAGUUUUUGUUCUUACACCAUGUUUGUGAUUUAUACUGGGAACAAUGUAAUCUCUAAGCCAUCUAGUUGAAAACCUGUAUCAAAUCUUUACCAGCGUUAUAUCAAUAGUAUGAUAUUGAUAAGAAAUAUUGUAGUGAUUUUGAAUUGGAAAAUGUCGUUUACACAAAAUGUUAACUCGUACGUAUUAUUUUAAUGAAAUCUAUUCCAGAUAAUGUCGAUAUUUUUUGUAUUUUUUUAUAUUCUUUUUAAAAAAGAUGAUAAUUCCAAAAUGAUAAGCCUAUGGGUUUUGAAAAUGAAAUUUUCAUCAGUCUUCUGUUCUUUUAUGUAAUUGUUUCUGCUAUUUACUAACAGUUCAACGAACAUGAAUAAUAUAUAUUAAAUGAAUGUAAAAUAAAGCAAUUAUUUUCUUUUAUUGAUAAUCAUUCAGACCUGAUUUGUUUUUGUUAGAUGACAGAAUGCCUGUAAAAAAGAAUUGAAAUUGAAUUGUAACAUUGUGUUUGUUGAAUAAAAAGUUUGAUAGUU
This is a messenger RNA of Mya arenaria, 1932 nucleotides long. RefSeq lists its product as uncharacterized. Gene Ontology annotation, cellular component: membrane. The transcript is spliced from 5 exons. Gene Ontology annotation, biological process: homophilic cell-cell adhesion. Lineage: Eukaryota; Metazoa; Mollusca; Bivalvia; Myida; Myidae. The record is from RefSeq and is a predicted model, not a curated record. Gene Ontology annotation, molecular function: calcium ion binding. Bases 98 to 868 code for a protein of 256 amino acids.